UUUACAGAGUUACUUACGGAUUAUAACGUGUGCAAUCGUUGAGAAAAUGUCGGACAAAACAAUGACACGGCAAGUACUGUUGUUUAUCUCGGUCCUCUCUCUCAGUUCAGUGCACGGGCAAGUCAGUUACUCCAUUCCAGAGGAAAUGGCGAAAGGCUCUUUAAUCGGAAACAUGGCGCAGGAUUUGGGUUUAGAUAUAAAACGACUGAAAUCAGGUAAAGCUCGUAUUUAUACAGGAAACAGCGCAGAAUACAUCGAGUUGAAUAAAGAAAGGGGAGUUCUCCUUAUCAGAGAGAGAAUAGACCGUGAAGCUCUCUGCGGACAGACGACGCCUUGCGCACUGCAUUCACAAAUCAUUCUGGAGAACCCCAUGGAGUUGUUUCAAAUAACUAUAGAGAUCACAGACAUCAAUGACAAUGCUCCGAGCUUUAAAAAGAAUGAGAAACGUUUUGAGAUCAGUGAAACAGCUGUGAUUGGAUCUAAAUUUGUGUUAGAGAAAGCCGGGGAUGCAGACAUAGGUUUAAAUGGUCUCCAAAGCUACUCGCUGAAACCCACAGACAAUUUCGCCUUGAAACUCGAAAAUCAGGUCGACGGGAGUAAAAAAGUAGAGAUGGUUUUACAGAAACCUUUAGAUCGAGAGAAACAGGAGCAGGUAUCUUUAGUCUUAACUGCUAUAGAUGGAGGAGAGCCUCGGCUGUCUGGUACUGUGCAGAUACAUGUCAUUGUGUUAGACGCAAACGACAAUGCUCCGGUUUUUACGCAGCCGGUUUAUAAGGCAACUAUAACAGAGAAUUCCCCCAAAGGCACGUAUUUGACGAAAGUUAGUGCAUCUGAUGCAGACACAGGCUCAAAUGGUGAAGUGUCUUAUUCCAUAUCGAAUAAUAUGGAUAGUGUAUCAGACAUGUUUCAUAUACAUGCAAAUGGAGAGGUGAUAUUAGUCGGCAAGGUUGACUUUGAAAAAGCCAAACAUUACCAAAUAGAUAUCGAAGCAAUAGACAAUGGUGGUCUAUCAGAUUCCAGUAAGGUAAUAGUUGAUGUUAUCGAUAUCAAUGACAAUGCUCCAGUAACCAGUGUACUUUCGAAAUCUAGUUCAAUACCAGAGGACUCAAUUCAAAAUACGGUUGUAGCUAUGUUCAGCGUCCACGAUCCUGACUCUGAUAUUAACGGUCAGGUGCACUGUGGUAUAAAUGAAAAUAUCCCAUUUACUAUUAAGGCUACAUCAAAUGGUUUUUACAGCCUAGUAACUGACAGUGAAUUGGACCGAGAGAGAGCCUCUGAGUAUAACAUCAGUGUGACGUGCUCUGAUGAGGGCGUGCCCUCGCUCUCCAGCAGCGUCACUCUCACCUUACAGAUAUCAGAUGUGAAUGACAACGCGCCUGUCUUUGAGAGAAGCUCAUAUGAGGCCUACAUUAUAGAAAACAACACACCUGGCCUCUCUAUAUUCACAGUGAAAGCUAGAGACGCUGACUGGAACCAGAAUGCACGUGUUUCUUACAUACUGGAGGACUCCUCGGUUAACGGAGUGCCCGUCUCCUCAUAUGUGUCCAUUAGUGCUGAUAGUGGAGUCAUCCAAGCAUUGCGCUCUUUUGACUACGAGCAGAUCAAGGAUUUCCAGUUCCGCGUAAAAGCGCAGGAUGGAGGCUCCCCUCCUCUCAGUAGCAAUGUGACUGUGAAAAUAAUGAUCCAGGACCAGAAUGACAACGCGCCUCAGGUUCUGUACCCAGUCCAGACUAGCAGCUCUCUGGUGGCUGAAAUGGUGCCUCGCGCAGCAGAUGUGGGCUAUCUUGUCACUAAAGUGGUGGCUGUUGAUGUGGACUCUGGACAGAAUGCCUGGCUCUCGUAUAAACUGCAGAAGUCGACAGACAGGGCGCUGUUUGAAGUGGGCUUACAGAAUGGGGAAAUAAGAACUAUACGCCAAGUCAAUGAUAAAGAUGCUGUGAAACAAAGGCUCACUGUUGUAGUGGAGGACAACGGGCAGCCCUCUCGUUCAGCCACAGUCAAUGUUAACGUGGCGGUGGCGGACAGCUUCCCUGAAGUGCUCUCGGAGUUCACUGACUUUACGCACGACAAGGAGUACAAUGACAAUCUGACUUUUUACUUAGUCUUGGCUCUGGCUGUAGUC
Molecule: messenger RNA, 2122 nt
Organism: Oncorhynchus tshawytscha (Chinook salmon)
Lineage: Eukaryota; Metazoa; Chordata; Actinopteri; Salmoniformes; Salmonidae
Product: protocadherin gamma-A2-like
Biological process (GO): homophilic cell-cell adhesion
Cellular component (GO): plasma membrane
Molecular function (GO): calcium ion binding
Source: RefSeq, a predicted model, not a curated record